AUACAUUAAACAUUAUUCGUGAUGUGUUAAUCAGGAAUAUUCAAAAUAAUAACAAAUUUAACAAAGUAUCUGCCAUGAGUUCGAGUUGCAAUGAAACAUCUCAACUUCCUGAUGGCUGGGUACUUUGCACUUCCAAAUCAAGUCCUGGAAGGAAGUACUAUUUCAAUAAAAGAACGGGAAAGUCUUCCUGGACGCAACCACAGUUGGACGAGAGUAAAGAUAAAAGUAAAAAAGAAAAAGAUAAUCAAAGGGAUAUGAAAAGUAAAGAAGAGGAAAAGAAGAGUUUAAAGCGUAAAAAUGAUGGCUCUGAACAAAACUCCCCAAUUCGAAAGCAGAAAGAAGCUAAAUCUUCUCCAGGGAAGUGUUGGCCCAGUCUUAAUGAAAUAUCUCUUAAAAAUGUAGAAACAAAGAGACAGAGCACAAGUCAAGAGCAAACUCAAAAAGAUAUCCCGGGGAGAGCACAAGAAUCAUACAGACACAGCAGCAGCCAAAGAGAGUCAGUCUCUAGAACAGACAGCCCUGACAGACGCACCCCAGCUAAGAAUUUAGCUAACACAAGACUCACACAAUUAAGGGCCCAACUUUCUUCAGAAGCACAAAAAGAGGAAAAUAAAGAUUCUACAGUAAAAAAACGCAAAAUGUCCACAGACACUGAAACUUCACGUAACAGUAGAACGGAGAAAAGUCCUAGUUCUAGUGAUGUAAAGAGUUCAACACAGUCUCCCAGCAGUGAGAGCCUACCAUCAAUACCAUCACCAUCACAGUUUUUUGCAGCAAAUAAGAUUAUUUCAUCCAUGAAAGCUCAGUUACCUGAAGAAUAUUGUGAUAAAGUGAAGCAAAAGGAUAUGUUUGCUGAUAUUGAACAAGGAAUAUAUAAUCAAGUUACAGAGUAUCCAUAUAUGAAACAUCCAGCUACUCCACCACAAUUUUCAGAAGCCAGCAAACUGGUUUCAGCUAUAAAAUCUAAGUUGACAUAUAAAAGUUCUGGUGUUGAUUGUGACUUGAUUACAUAUUCAUCGGCACAAGAUCGCUUAGAUGCUCUACGUACAAGGUUGAGCAAUGAUGCAACUAAUGCAGAAUAUAGCAUCAACAUUCCGGAAAGUAAGGAAGAUUUUGCCUGUAAUGAAGCUAUGGACGUUGAUUUGAAGAGUGAGAUAAAAGAGCCAAGAUCAAACACCAUUUCACCAGUAUCAAGUUUACAUGAGGAUACAAGUGAUCUGAAGGAGAAUUUAGUAUUAGUUGUCGAUACCAAUAUAUUCAUACAUGAGCUAGAUUUCAUUAAGGAUGUGUUGAAUUCACACGUAAAAGGUUACAGUGAGCAGCCAACUUUGUUAGUACCGUGGAGGGUGAUAAAUGAACUGGACAGGCUAAAGGACAAUAACAAUGGCAAUGGUGCGGUGUGUAAACGAGCCAAAUCAGCCAUGGAUUACUUAUACAAAUGUUUACCUGAAAAUAAUAGGAUAAAAGGUCAAUCAUUACGCGAUGCCAAUUCUCAUAUAUAUCCGUGCGAACUGCCAGAUGACGAGAUACUGAACUGCUGCCUCCAACAAGCUGAGCGGAGCAAGGAUGUGGCCCUCCUGUCGAACGACAAGAAUCUCUGCAACAAGGCGGUCAUAAACGGCGUGAAAUUCUACAGCCUGUCCGGGUUGAGGAAGCUGCUGGAGAACAAGCCGCCGGCCAGUCACGACCCGGACCUGAUCACCGGACUCAAGUACUACGAGAAUGCUGUGUACCAGCUACUGUCCAAUAUAUUGGAGAACGAGAUGCGCGCCAAGUACAACAACCUGUGGCAGCACGUGCUGCUGAAGGCGCCGCCCUGGACGCUGCGCGACGUGCUGCAGUGCCUGCUCAAGCACUGGGUGGCCGUCUUCAACGACGUCUUCCCCAGGAUACAGCACCUCAUCCUCGACCUCAAGAACGCACUCACCUCGGUGCAGAGCAAAGACCCGACCACGAUCUCGCAGUCGGAUGUGUCGAACUUCAAGGAGCUGUCCCUGGACCUCGCCAAGAAGUGUCAGAUAAUCCCGGAGUACAUGGAGCUGGCCAAGAUCACGGUGGAGCGGCUGUCGCGCGACGCCCGCGACUCCGACGAGGAGGUGCCCGUCAUCGAGGCCUUCGAGGGGCUCUGGACCGUGUUCUCCAGCUACUGUGCCAAGCUAUCCACCAACCUGGGCAUCGUGCACGGCCUGGAGGACAGUCUCCCGCACGACGGGCCCGACAACCUGUCCAGCAAGCUGCCCAUCAUCAGCUGCCACAUCAGCGGACUCACGAAUGCUAUCGAAGGCGCACUCAGCAUAGAAGCCCACGACCCGAGCCUGGACGAGCACAUGUACCGGCUCGAGACCACCUUCAAGGAGAGCCUCGCCUCGGCGGGGAUGGACCCGGCCGUCGUCAACCAGGGGAACCUCACCGUCUUCUGCAUCAAGUGCAGAAAUAUGCUCCAAGAGGCGUACACGAAGUUUGCUCAGCUCACCGAAUUGUUAGACAUAUGCAAUAAAAAUACAAUAUUUAAAUAACAAUUAUACAGUCGUGUGCAAAAGUGUUAAAUCAAACAUAAUAUUCGUUUUUUAACAGAAUUUUCAUCUCUGAAAACGUUUGUAGUGAAGUAAAUAGUUUCGAAUCGUUCCAUACGCGAUACGGGUACGCCUUCGAAUAAAACUUUUAACACUUUUGAGCACGACUGUAACUAUGUAUCUAGUCCGAUUUUUUGUACGCGAUUGUACAAUUCGUUUUUUAGUUGUUAAGUGUACGUGUCUAAGCUAAUAUUUUUGUUCUAAUGAAGUUCCUUUCGAUCCUUGUAAAUAUAGAUUGGUGUUAGGUACAUAUAGAGAAUCAAAGAUAAAAUAAAUGCGGGAGGUAAUUUCAUAAUCCUUUGUCAGAGAGACAAUUGAGAUUUCGACCUUAUGUCUAUAAGCGGAGAAUCAUAUUCAGUUUGGCCAAGGGACCGUUAGACGUUAGAUGGAUGGCAAACAAAAAAUUAAAAUGAAACCACCGUUUUUUAUUUAUUUAUUUAAACAUACUUAAAAAAAUAGCGUAAUGCACAGUAAUUGUAUUAUAGAAUAAUAUAUGUUGUAUUUUUUAAAUUCGUUAAAUUUAUCUAUAAACUUAAUAAUUAUCUCCUGACUUUAUUCUUUAAAACGUAAGGGUAAAAGUCUAUUUUUUUAAUACAAAAUACAUUUUUAUACAAAGAUGUAUGUAAAUGUUA
Molecule: messenger RNA, 3205 nt
Organism: Bombyx mandarina (wild silkworm)
Lineage: Eukaryota; Metazoa; Arthropoda; Insecta; Lepidoptera; Bombycidae
Gene: Swt1
Product: Swt1 RNA endoribonuclease
Cellular component (GO): nucleus
Molecular function (GO): protein binding
Source: RefSeq, a predicted model, not a curated record